Prosopis cineraria is the source of this 1444-nucleotide messenger RNA. Its product is annotated as probable LRR receptor-like serine/threonine-protein kinase At1g05700. NCBI's taxonomy places the organism in Eukaryota, Viridiplantae, Streptophyta, Magnoliopsida, Fabales, Fabaceae. The coding region runs from base 1 to 1161 and encodes 386 amino acids. The transcript is spliced from 8 exons. The record is from RefSeq and is a predicted model, not a curated record. Gene Ontology annotation, molecular function: protein binding.
AUGGUGAAAAUUCCUCUUCCAAGUUUGAUAUUUUCUUUGGAGCCGAUUGGGUGGGACACUCUGGUGUUUCAGAAUGCAUCUGCGAUAGUAACCAAAGAAAUCAUAUAUGCUGCUUCAUCAGAUUUUGUUCAUGUUUGCCUUCUUAACACCAACACUGGUACACCUUUCAUAUCAGUGUUGGAGCUUAGUUUUCUUGACUAUGAUGUCUAUCUUUUAGCUCUCUGGACCUCUUGGCUAGGCAUGAUCUUGGGCUGCUGGAUGGUGAAUAGUCAGGAAAUAGGAUCAAUAUUCCCUGAUGACGCAUAUGAUCGAAUAUGGACACCUUAUAACACAAAAGACUGGAAACAGAUAAAUACCUCACUCCCUGUAGACCAAGGAUCAACAUCAUCUGGUUUAAUGAAUUACCCACCAUCCAUUGUCAUGAGAUCAGCAGCAACUCCAGCUAAUGCCGGCAACAACAUGGAAUUUAACUUUCUUCCUGGUUACAAUGCCUCCACAUUAUAUGCAUACAUGUACUUUGCUGAAAUCCAGAAACUCCAAGAAAAUCAAACCAGGCAAUUUGACAUUUUCGUGAAUGGAGGCCUUCUCAGUGCUGAUAUCAGUCCUUUCUACCUUAGAACCAUUUAUUAUUUGGCUGUAAAACCUGAACCUUGGCUCAAUAUUUGGCUCAAUAGAACGGAGAGAUCAACUCUUCCUCCUCUUUGCAAUGCCAUAGAGAUAUAUGUGGAAAAGAAUCUCUCACAAACACAAACACAGGAAACAGAUGUUGAUGCAAUCAUGAACAUCAAGUCAUUUUAUGGGAUUAAGAGAAACUGGCAAGGAGACCCUUGUACUCCACAGGCAUACUUGUGGGACGGUCUUAACUGCAGCUAUGAUGGAUCUGGCCCACGAAGGAUCACAUCCUUGAACUUAUCCUCUGGUGGAUUGACUAGAAACAUAGCUCCAGACAUAUACAAUUUGAAGUCCAUUGAGUAUUUGGAUUUGUCAGACAACAAUUUAGUUGGAGAAGUACCUAGUUUCCUGGCUCAACUGCAAUUCUUGAAGGUUCUAGACCUAGAAGACAAUAAGCUAUCAGGAACAAUUCCAUCAGAACUUAUAGAAAAGUCAAAGAAUGGAACACUUAAACUAAGCUUUGGUGGAAAUCCAAAUCUUUCAAUGUAAGCCGAUGUAAUAUUCAACAUGACAUGGAGAAGAGGUCCAAGGAGAAGAGAUUGAAGCUAAACCCAGGUGGAGACAAGUGGGGUGUCUAGAAUGUUUCAUAACAGAUUCCUAUGUUAUAGUUUCCUACUGUGUCCUUAUUUUCCUAUUUUGAUGGUUUCUAUUUUUUCUAGUCAAGAGUCAAAAGUCUUUAGUUUACCGUUUUUAAUAAUUGUAUUUCUUGAAGUGAAAGACUUGCUAAAGUUAUGUAUGAAUUAAUCAGGAGAAUAAUCAAAAUAUAAUAUAU